AUGGCUAUUAAAACAUCACCUGGAGACAUGGAAGAAUAUAGAAAGACAGACAAUCAAGAUGCUGUAGAGAACACUUCUAUGAGAACAAUGUUACUUGAGAUGGAGGAACAAUCACAGUUUCCAAAGACGUCGUAUUAUGUUGCUUUUGCUUGGAGACCAUUUAUGAUCUGCUUAGAUUUUACGCAGUUAGAUUGGCCCUAUUAUUUCCCUCGACCUUUAUUGGCAUUUUCUUUUAUUCUUGCCAUUUGUAUGGGAUUAGCUAUUGGUGCAUUGUGUUUAUGGCAUUACUAUCUUAUUUUAACAGCCCAAACAACUGUAGAGUUCUAUAAUAACUAUUAUGACAAAAGUGUCUGCAAAUCUCAGGGUGAAGUCUUUGUUAACAUGUACAAUUUCGGUCCUGUUGAAAACUUUAAGCGUUUCUUUAAUAUUGGUGAUCAAUAUUCUUGGUACACUUUCUUUUGCCCUAUACCUAUACCACCUAGAGGAAGUGGACGUGUAUUUGAAAAAUGUCAAGAAUUUUACUUGUUACCUGAAUCAAGACAAAGGGCUCAUGUAGUAUAUCAACAAGAAAGUCAAGAGAUUGAAGAUCUUAAAGAUGCUUAA
Messenger RNA from Gilbertella persicaria, 603 nucleotides. RefSeq lists its product as uncharacterized. The record is from RefSeq and is a predicted model, not a curated record. NCBI's taxonomy places the organism in Eukaryota, Fungi, Mucoromycota, Mucoromycetes, Mucorales, Choanephoraceae. The transcript has 7 exons. Bases 1 to 603 code for a protein of 200 amino acids.